AGCAGAGGGAUGGAGAUGCGGAGGGCGCAGCAUCAGUAGCACCGCGGUUUGAGCGCAGGAGCUUCUCCACAGAAUCAACCACUCACAACAACACAGACAGAGACACAGUCGACCUAAAUUACUUUAGUAGCGCAAUUAUUGGAAAACUCCCGGAGGUAUUCGGCAGUUGGAAAAGGAAAUUAAUGAAGAAGGAGGGCGAAGUAAAUUGCUCGACUCUAGCGUGACAGAUGUUGGAAAAGUCUGGCUGAAUGUAGACCAACCGAAAAGGGAGAGGAGGGAGAGGAAAACCGUCCUUAACAGAGAUGAGCACGCCUUUCUGUGGGAGAUGGGCAGUGAGAGUUUAAGCGCUGAAGGCUUUAAUGCGAUGAUUCAGGUGACACAAAAGGGCAUGUUGCUGACAGAAAAUCAUCAGUGGACUUAAGCUUGACUCCAACUUGACUGCCACUGGUUAUGAAAAUCUGCACUUCAAAACUAAAACGGCCGGGCGUAAGAUGUUUGUGGAGUCAGUCGUCCGAUGGGGGUUGUGGAGCAUCCUGCUCCAGUUUGGACUGGGCGUAUCUGCAGGAGGCUGUACUCCACGCUGUCUGUGUCGACCUGAGCCCAAAGAAGUGAUCUGCUCUGGAAAACACUUAAAUUCGGUGCCAGAGGCCUUGUCCAGUGAUGCCAGACGUUUGGAUUUAUCCCGCAACAGGAUUAAGACUGUGGGACGCCGCCAAUUUUCUGGCCUUGUGAAACUUCAAGAGUUGGACCUCAGUGAUAAUAUAAUCUCCAUGAUUGAGGUAGAGGCUUUCCUGGGCCUACAGAAUCUCAGGACACUUCGGCUUAAGAAUAACCGCCUCAAGAUCAUCCCAGUUGGGGUGUUUUCUGGCCUGUCCAGUCUGAAUUUUCUGGAUUUGAGCCAAAAUGAGAUUUUGGUCUUUCUGGACUAUACCUUUAAAGAAAUGGUAAAUCUGCAGACACUGGAAGCUGGUGAAAAUGACUUGGUCUUCAUCUCCCAGCGUGCUUUCUUUGGUCUGCAGAAUCUACAGGAGCUCAACUUAGACCGUAGCAACCUGACCUCAAUUCCCACUGAGGCAUUGUCCCAGCUCCAGAGCCUGACACGUCUACGAAUGCUACGCCUCACCAUUUCUACACUUCCCAACAAUGCUUUCCGUAAACUGCAACACCUGCGCAGCCUCCUGAUCACAAACUGGCCGGCACUGGACACUAUAGCUGGCAACAGCCUAAUUGGUCUAAAUUUGACCUCGCUUGUUAUCAGUAGCUGUAACCUAAGUGCCGUUCCUUAUUCUGCACUUCGUCACCUAGUGUAUCUGCGCUUUCUGGACCUGUCCUAUAACCCCAUCACUGUUAUCCAAGGUAACCUGCUUGGGGAUCUCUUGAGACUUCAGGAGUUACACUUAGCAGGUGGCAGCCUGCUACGAAUAGAGCCAGGAGCCUUCAGGGGACUAGCCUAUUUUCGCAUGCUUAAUGUGACAUCCAAUCAGCUCACUACUUUGGAAGAGAGCGCCUUCCAUUCUGUUGGGAACCUUCAGGUGCUGCGGUUAGAUGGGAAUCCCCUAGCAUGUGACUGCCGGCUUCUCUGGGUGUUUCGUCGCAGAGUGCGGUUGAACUUUGAUGGACAUCAGCCCACUUGCUCCUCUCCUGAUACAGUAAGACAGCGUGAAUUCAAAGACUUCUUAGAGAAGGAACUUCCAAGGGUUUUUACCUGCCGCCCUGCUCGCAUCGUGCACCGUAGGCCACAAGAGGAAAGAGUAGAGGAGGGCACUACUGUUCUCUUUUCCUGCAAGGCUGAUGGGGAUCCAUCACCAUCUAUCACCUGGAUCUCAUCCCAUAAAAAUGUGAUUUCUCCAACAGGAAGAAUCAGAGUUUUACCAAAUGGAACUUUAGAAGUGCGUUUUGCCCAAGUUCAGGAUAGUGGCACAUAUCAGUGCCUGGCAAGUAAUGCAGCUGGCAAUGACAGUCUGACUGUCAGCUUGUAUGUGAAGGGGCUCCCACGCAACCGAAACAUGUCUUUCGUCACAGAGGAGGGCUUGGUAGAACCUUCAAAUACCCAAGCUGCAAACUCCUCAGCUCAAAUGGCUAAGCCAUACCCAUUCGAUGCAAAGACCUUGAUCAUUGCAACCACCAUGGGCUUCCUGUCGUUCCUUAGCUCAGUUGCCAUCUGUUUUGUCUUCAUGUUUUUCUGGAGCCAGAGCAAAGGUCAAAUUAAACACACUGCAACUAUUGACUUUGUUCCUCGGUCUUCCAUGGGUGGAGGGGGAGGGGAUGGAGGUGAUGGUGGCAGGUUUACCAUGAAACUCAUUUAAAGCUGAGUUAAAAAAUUAAAAGGAGUGUUCAUAUAGAAUUUGAGUUCUUCUGUAUCACUGGUGAUUUCCACUGAGACACUCAAAAACCAACGCUACUAUUUAAACACCCCUUAAGAAGGCAAACCGGAGCCAGUGUGAUGCACUUGUACCAGUCCUCUUCUAAUUUUAGAGUUGAACGUUCCAUCUCAGCACCAACUUGGCUGUGUUAUCUAACUAAUGAAUAUCUUAUGAUCCAGGGAUGGGAUAAUGUUAGCAGAUUGUAGGUGGAGCUGUCUCCUGGUUGCUGUGCAUUUAUUUUCAAAGACUUGUACUUGGAAAAAGCAAUUCCUUUUUUUCUUUUUUGAUGCAUGUAUUUACUAAACAGUUAUAAAUCUCAUAGGUUUGUGUAGUGACUGAGACCACAGUUAGAAUUUCACAACUAUCAUAUUUAAAAAGUACCAGGUGCUUGUUUAAUCAUCUGUAUUGUACUAAUGUGCUAACUUUUGUUUUCUUUUGCCAACACAAUAUAAGCCAAGCUAAUUCUGGCUAAUUCUGCUUAACAAUUGAGGUAAAAGACUGUCAAUUCAGCAUUGGUUGUAAGACUUUAACAUGUACAUAUAUAACCAUAAAGCUUUUGAUACAUGCAAUAAAUUAUUGGAGUAGAGCAGCCAAAUAAUUUCUUAUUCUUAAUUCAAUUGUUACAUUUUGGACAUUAGAACUUUUUAGAACGUUUCAAGGUUGCUGCAUUGGAAUUGAUAGCUAACCCUAAUGUACAUAGGAAUGUAUCCUUUCCCUUUUCAGACAACACAUUUUUCAGGUCUGUCAGUCUUUUUACAGAUGUAGUUAGCAUGUGAUCGCAUUUGAUGAAUCUUUGUUCUAUCAAAAAUUGCAUUGAUUUUGCUUUUUACAUAAAUAUAUACAGCAGGAAAAAAGUUAGCUUUUUUUAUAUAUAUAUAUUUAUUUUGUAGCCAUCCCACCCCACCUUCACCCCUUAAAGACACACACACACACACACAAGCUAAAAAAACAUGUGCCUCAGUAACAUUCUCACCAUUGACAGAGAGAAUGCUCACCUGAUCAUUUUCAUCUUGUAAAUAUUUAGGUCAAGGGCGUUUGUGUGUGCACUGUUCAUUCUGUCAUUUUAUCUAGUUCUGGGGAUUAGUGUCACUCAAAUAAUGCACUCUUUUUGUGUGUAAACUGAACCGUGUAGAUGCACUACGCACAAAGCAAUGCUUUAUUAUGCCAUGAGAGAAGGAUGUAGGUCUAAGUGAUGCAGCAUCCACAUGUUUGUCUAUUAUUUGAUAACUUGUAAAAAUGAUUUUUCAGUGAUAUGUCAUUAAAAGCCUACAUUUAA
Pelmatolapia mariae (spotted tilapia) is the source of this 3639-nucleotide messenger RNA. RefSeq names its product leucine rich repeat and Ig domain containing 4b (gene lingo4b). Lineage: Eukaryota; Metazoa; Chordata; Actinopteri; Cichliformes; Cichlidae. Gene Ontology annotation, molecular function: protein binding. The record is from RefSeq and is a predicted model, not a curated record. Bases 492 to 2306 code for a protein of 604 amino acids. The transcript is spliced from 3 exons.